Dipodomys ordii (Ord's kangaroo rat) is the source of this 1278-nucleotide messenger RNA. Its product is annotated as endogenous retrovirus group PABLB member 1 Env polyprotein. Lineage: Eukaryota; Metazoa; Chordata; Mammalia; Rodentia; Heteromyidae. The record is from RefSeq and is a predicted model, not a curated record. Bases 1 to 1278 code for a protein of 425 amino acids. The transcript is spliced from 3 exons.
AUGUCUAAACUGCUGGUUUGCCUCCUCUUACUCUUUAUUCCUUCUGUCCAUACGACAUCCAAUUCCUUUUUGGAAUGGGCUCAGAAUUAUGCAAGCCAGGUCAAUAAGAGUAACUGCUGGAUUUGUGGCAUGUUACCCAUUUCCAGCACAUCUGGUUUGCCCUGGUGGGUAUCCCCACUCCAGGGGUCUGACUGGGUCCGCCUGCAAGAGUUCAUAGAUCAGGCCAGAGUCAAUAACAGUUUUCUCAAUGGUGUAACUAGAUACAAUGUCUCAGAAUGGCCCAUUGCAGGAACUAUGCACCAACCAGGGCACAACAAAUCAUUUGACUUGUUAACCACCAUUAAGGAAAGUUUAGAGUAUAUGCCUUCCCAGAUGUCGGGAAAAGAAUCACUACAACCACCAGCCCCAAAUGAAAAACAUCAUCGGUUCUAUGAGGGGUUUUACCAGAUUUGGGAUCAGUAUAUGUGGGUGACUCCCAUUAUCGGCCAGUUAAAUCAAAAGGCUCCACUGUGCUGGGAGCAGCGCAAUCACACGCUUGAUAACUGGGAGAACGCCACUAGGAAAAUGGGCUGGAUCCCCGAGUCAGACUGUGAAAGAGUAAUUGUCCUCCAGGCCACUGACUGGUUCGCUUCCAACUGGAUCGAACCAUAUAACACCUCUUUGGCGGUCCGUUGGGGGGCCCCUAAUGGUACGAAAUGGUUAUGUGGGGACAAUAUGUGGCCAUGGCUGCCCCCAGGCUGGAUAGGCCGGUGCACCAUUGGCUUUCCUUGGGUACAAGGACGAUGGAUACCAACUUUAGAAAAGCCUGCUAAUUUGAUGAUCUUAAAACAGAGGUGGACUCGAGCUGUCUUUAAGUGGUACGACCAUCUGGCAAACAUUAUUCCCACUGUAGGGUUGGAGAAUGUCAUGUGGCAUAUAGAAUCUCUGACCAAAUUUACUCAAAAAGCCUUGAAUGACACCGCCCACGGGAUCUCUUUGCUCAACUCGGAAAUGAAACUGAUGAGGCAAGCAGUCCUCCAAAACCGAAUGGCCUUGGACAUUCUCACCGCCGCUGAGGGAGGCACCUGCGCCAUCAUCAAAUCCGAAUGUUGCGUCUACAUCCCAGACUACUCAGCCAACGUCUCCGAAAUCCUUCAAGACCUUUCUUCCCAAAUCAACUCGAUGUCCGAUUCCUCCCCGAGUCUUAACGAUCUUCUGAAAUCAUGGGGUUUUGAUGGUUCAUGGUGGAAGAAGUUGCUGUUUGGUCUUGCAGUAUUUGUACAACCUACACUGGCUUAA